This is a messenger RNA of Paramecium primaurelia, 369 nucleotides long. NCBI's taxonomy places the organism in Eukaryota, Ciliophora, Oligohymenophorea, Peniculida, Parameciidae. The record is from the annotation of a GenBank genome assembly.
AUGCCAGAGCCUCCUCAAAAUGUUAAAGAAGAGGAUAAACAUCUUGAUUUUUUAAAGGAUGAAGAGGAUACAGAUCAAAUUUUAAUUUAGUACUUAAAGAAUUGUCAUUUCAAAUUUAAAGUAAUAAAAAUUGGUUAUUGAAGAACAGUCCCUGAAAAUCAAACCAUUUUUAGAAUGCCAGAAAUAGAAGAUUUUUUGAAAUCAAAAUUAUUUAAUUCUAGUUAAGACAUUAGAAAACUUAGGAUUGCAUAAGGUAAGAAAUAAAAUUGGAAUUAUCCCCUAAUCUCCUUUCUUAUUUACUGGAACAAAUAGAAAAAAUUUAGAUAAAUAAAGUCGAAAUUUAGUAAAAAAACCUCUGUAAUCCUCUGA